AUGACCGACAAAAAGCUUAUUAGCCUCUAUCGAAUUUUCGACGCUAUUCGCGAUCGUUCGAAAAAGCUCCUAUCAUUUGUAGAAGCUUUCUCUGCCGACACGGGUGACCUUGAUGAAUUGGAGGAAAAAUUAUCCGUUCUUGAUGAUUUGCGAAAUCAGUUUUUUGACACCCGUUCGAAGCUAUAUGGCCUGGUGAAGGACGAUGACCUUGCUGAAAUUGGGGAGCGUGAAGAGGAAAUAGAAGAUAUUCUCGAUAAAAGCCGGUUCAAAAUUCGUCGCCAUUUGAAACAGGUAAAACCACCAAUUGCGGACGGUAGUCAAACCGUAAAACAAGAACUCGACUCCACUAAUUCCAAAACCAAGCUCCCAGACAUUCCUCUCCCUAAAUUCGACGGUCAUUAUGAAAACUGGAUUUUCUUCCGUGAUCAAUUCAAAUCGAUCAUCUGCCGCCGUGACAAUCUCGACGAUUUUGAACGGCUACAUUAUUUGCGAAUGUGUUUGUGUGGAGAAGCAAAAAAUUUGCAGUGCAACGAGGAAAGUUUUCAUCUCUUUGGGAUGCAUUGA
Molecule: messenger RNA, 564 nt
Organism: Armigeres subalbatus
Lineage: Eukaryota; Metazoa; Arthropoda; Insecta; Diptera; Culicidae
Exons: 1
Coding region: 1-564 (187 amino acids)
Source: RefSeq, a predicted model, not a curated record